AUGGCUGUAUUCACACUUUCUGCUCAAAUACAAGUUGGCUCUAAAGCGGCGGCACAAUUUUUUUAUCGUCACGCAAAAUUUUGUGCUUCUCACCAAGUUUUGGUGAUUGUUCUGGCAAUCCUUAUUGUUCUUCCUUUGUGUUAUCCCGCUUUUGAUGCUUACUAUUUAAAUCCUGUCAAAGACGUUAGCCAUGCAUUUUUUUGGGAGGUCCCUGCAUCUAGGUUACAGAUUUCAGAGGAAACAUUCAAUGAAAAACUUGUUGGCAAUCAAGUUCAACUUUCUUUUCGCGUAGAGCAGGUUGUUAUAAAAACAGUUGAUUCAGAAAAACAUAAAGGUGGUGCUGGUGUUUUAGAAAAAGAUUUAUUAUUAUGGACGUUAGAUUUACAAGAAAGAAUCGCGAAUACAUUUGUAACGUACCCUAGCCAGCUAUCAGAUGCACCCCUUUCGAGUGCCAAAAAAUAUUCACUUUCGGAUUUAUGUUUUAAACCUAUUAAUAGUUAUAAAUGUUUGAUUCAAUCGCCACUUGAUUAUUGGUCGAAUGAUGCCAACCGUCUUUCUUCUGAUUCUUCUAUUAUCAGAACGCUAUUAAGGACAAACAAAACUUCUUCUUUUGGAGUAUCCAUUCCUUUAAAUUCGGUCUUUGGAAAUGUCGUGUAUGAGAAAAAAAAAGUAGUUAGUGCAGACUCGAUCAUUUUAACUUAUUUUUUAAAAUAUAUGGAUGAUUAUCAAAAUGAUCAGAUAAUAGCAAUUUGGGAGGCAAUUUGGCAACAAGUCAUACAACAAGUCACAGACGAUAUUGAAACUAAUUCUUACCCUGGUAGCAAUCGCAUUAAAAGUAUAAAUAUGAUCAAGCGAGGGGGGCUAAAACAUCUAUCUUUUAGAGUUGGUCAAAAUAAAUCUUUGGAAUCUUCGGCAGAAUGGGCUCUUCUUCUGCUGGCGUACUUGAUCUUUUUUCUUUACAUCAUACUUUCUUCGGGUCGUCUUAAUUCCGUCAUGUCUAAAUUUGGUCUUGCCUUCUCAACUGUGGCUCAAGUGUUUGCCUCAUUAAUUAUGUCACUUAGCAUCUGUUCUCUGUUUGGCGUCACAUUAACACUUGUCUCCAUAUCUUGGAAACUAUUGCCUUUUGUUUUUAUUCUGGUCGGUGUUGAGAAUAUGUUUAUUUUAUCAAAUGCUGUAACAGCGAUCCCCACGCAAUUGAAUGUUAAAGAGAGAGUCGCCAAAGGUCUUGAAAAAGUUGGAUAUUCUAUUACAAAAACAUUAAUAAUUUGGCUCUUAUUAUUGCUUAUAUGUUCAGCAACAAAUAUUGAGUCAAUUCAAGAAUUUUGCAUUUUUACUUCGAUUGCCAUGAUUAUUGAUUAUAUGCUACAAAUGUCGUUUUUUAUAGCGACUUUGUCUAUUGAUCUUGAAAGAUUAGAAUUGGAGUAUAAUAUGUCCAAUUUAUUUAAUAAUCGCGUUGGAGAACCGGUUAACGACGAUAAAAAUGAUAAUCCGCUUUCAAAAACAAUCAUCUAUGGCCGUAGGAUCGGUAGUUCAUUAUUGGUACUUAUAUUCAUGGUAGCUGUUACAAAUGUUUAUCAAUCCAAUAUUGAUUUACCACCUUUCAAGCCUACAUUGAGCAGUUUAUUUAAUAAUUUUACUAUAGUUAUUCCUACUACACGUACAAAUAUCACAUUUUGGGAAACAUCAAAGGCAGUACCUUCUGAUAAAUUUUGGGAUAUUGUUAAUACGUACAAUGAAGGUCAAUUUGCUGAGAUUCUUCCCAUUAGGCAUUUAACAUUGAAUUAUUACCCUGUAGAACACGAUAUGUAUGUGCCGAGUUGGCAAUUUAUUAUAAAGUUGUUUAUGAGGGCUUUCGUUUGGAUUCUCAAAUUUAUUGUGUUUCCUGCUACUGGUAUAGCAUUUGCAAUAUCUUUCCUGGUAGGCUUUUUAUUACCAGCGGACCUGGUAAUUCGGGCUGCCAGAUUGUCAAAAAAAUCAAGAAAUGAUGUGAAUAAAAUCAUCUUACCGGCAUCUACACCUUCUGGAAAAUCUAUUUUAUGUGUUACUACACCACGAGUUGUAACUUUGCGUGGUCAUCACUCAGCUGAUGUUGAUUUACUUUGUGCGAACUUGAACGGCAAUAUAAUUUCAACUGCUACUGACAGGCAUAUUACGUCGUGGAAUGGAAAGAAAGGUAUGCAAUUACAAAAACUUGAAAGAUAUAUACGACCUUGUGAAUCAUGUAAAGGUGGUAGUACAGGAGGAAUGAAGAAUUGUAUUUCUUGGCCAGUGAGGGCAAUGUGCAUGAAUGAAAAAUCCGAAUUUGUGGCGGCCGGAUUUGAAGAUGGCGUAGUGCGAAUUUGGGAUAUAAAUUUAGGACAAGUUAUUUAUAUCUUGGGAGACACCGCUGAAGAUGUUGAACAAGUGACAUCAACAGCUAAUAAUCAUUCAAUUCAUUCAAUAAAAGAACGAGUUACAUGUUUGCAAAUUAUAGUACCGACAUCCCAUAAUUCGAUGCCUACUACCCCAACUUGUGAACACAAUUACUCUUAUAGUACAUCUAAAUCAAUAUCGGAUCAAAAAAUGCCUGCCAUACUUCUUGCAACUUACCGAAACGGAUAUUUUCGAGAAUGGGAUCUUGUUUCUGGUCAGAUUACCCAUACAGUUGCCACAAAUCAAAAGGGUGGCAUCAGUUGUCUUUUUGUAAUUGAUAAUGGCGAAGAUAACAAUAGAGACGAGUUACGUAUUUUUACCGGAGCACGAGAUGGAUCUGUCAAAUGCUGGGUUCGAACAGUUUAUGAUUCGGACAAUGAAUCUGAUGACACUAAUUCAGAUGAUAAUAAACAACGCAAGAGCAUGUGGAAGUUAUUCUACACAAUACCAAAUGAAUCUGGAAAUGCAAUUACUAGUAUAGCUGCUAAAGUAGUUAAAACUCAAAAGGAUUGUUUGGGUAUUGUUGUUACUGGAACUGCCGAUGGAGAGGUUAGAAUAUAUGAUUACCUUACAGGAAAAUAUAUAACGAGGUUAAGUUAUGGAAUUUUUGAAAAAGAGAAACGUGCAAAAGAUCGAGAAGAGCAACUAUUGCAGAAGCCAACAUUAUUUCAGCAGCAAAAUAAAAGUCGGAACCAUUCACGAAAAUCCUAUAUAAUAAAUCAAAAGGAAUUCUCUGACUCAGAACAGGAUUGGUCUGAAGAAUACGACGACGAUGAAUAUGAAUUUUGGGACGAAACUGACGAAACCGAAGAUUGUGUUUCACACCAGGGUGCGAUUACUAACAUUAUAAUUAAUCCACUUAAAGAGGAAAGCUGUCUAUGUGGAAACACUGAGGAAACUAGUGGAUUCUCGAUAACAACCUCUUCAUUGGAUGAAAAAGUUUAUUUUUGGCAAUUAAUACGAAAUUUUAUGGACUGUACAUGUAUGACCUUCCAAUUAAGAGAACCUAUAACCGAUGAUUACAAUAGUGAAGACAUCAAUGGGAGACCUCAAGAAGUUACUCAAUGGUUUGGUGCAAUGACAAAAUUUCUUGGACGCGUGAGUCAGCCUGGUGGUUCUGCAAUCGUAUUUCUUAGAGAAAGUAUAAUUGGAGUUAGGCGUGUUAAAAAUUCACAUACGUCCAUGAAAAGAUGUCAUGGUGCUGAAGGUGAAUGGGAACUCUGGAUUCUGGACAUUAACUACCCCCAUGUUAUCGAACAAGCAGAAGAUGUUGAUAAUUCUGAAAAUUACGAUGAUGUCGUUGAAUUCAAGGUUAAAGUAGUUCCAUUAGUUAACGAAAAUGAUUUAAUCACGGAAGAACAAAAAAAGGAGAAAGACAUAUUAUACAAACGACAAGAUCGAGAAAAUGUUGAGGAAUUGAAAGGAUUCGUUCGGCGACGGAGAGAUAUUUCAAAAAAUUGCUCCUUAAGUCCGACAUAUUCCUCUUCUAAUAAUCUCAAUCAGAAUCAUUCACAAGUUCAUAAUCAUGAAGAGGACAAUACACAAAGUAAAGUUAUGGAUUUUAGGCAGCGGGGUCAGAGGCAACGUGGCAGUAUAUUACAUCGUGUUUAUCCAAAUAAUAAUAUUUAUGAUCGAAGACUAUCGUCGUUUGAAGAAGAAGACGAAAUGAACGAAAUUCUACCAUUUUCCUGUAUACGACAAGUUGUCAAAGUUGGUGAAGACGGGGUUGCUGUUGCAUAUGGUAAUUUUGUAAAGGUUGUAUUAUUUGAUGAACUAAAUGAUGGCGAUAAUGAUCUAUAG
This is a messenger RNA of Dentiscutata erythropus, 4212 nucleotides long. NCBI's taxonomy places the organism in Eukaryota, Fungi, Glomeromycota, Glomeromycetes, Diversisporales, Gigasporaceae. The record is from the annotation of a GenBank genome assembly.